Molecule: messenger RNA, 1401 nt
Organism: Lasiodiplodia theobromae
Lineage: Eukaryota; Fungi; Ascomycota; Dothideomycetes; Botryosphaeriales; Botryosphaeriaceae
Product: Ceramide synthase membrane component
Exons: 3
Coding region: 1-1401 (466 amino acids)
Biological process (GO): ceramide biosynthetic process
Cellular component (GO): membrane
Molecular function (GO): sphingosine N-acyltransferase activity
Source: RefSeq, a predicted model, not a curated record
AUGGCCCGCUCCGAUCAGACUGAGCCUUUUCCGCCCCUCCAUCCGCUGCGCGAGCCGACGGGCUUCGGCAGUGGUUCGCGCCGCCGCCGAAAGAGCAGCAACCUCGGUGACGACCCCAGGGGAGAUACUGGCACCGUGAGCCUUGCGACGGCUUUCGACAAUCAGUCGCCCACCGAAGAGCGUUUCCCCAAGCAGCACCGCCCUUCGAAGCGCCGGAAAGCGAAGUCUCUCAUGCGCCGCUGGUGGAAGCUUUCGAUCCGCCAUACCUGGCUCAAUCCGCUGAUCUUAAUCGUCCUCCUCCUCGCUGCCUAUGCCGUCAAUCCGAACGAGUCUAACCCGUUGCACGCCGCCAUCUUUCUGUCCUAUCCGCUUCCCCGCGCUCCCGACGCCGAUCCGUCCGUUCCGAUACAAUAUGGCAAGGGAGGCAGGGACUUCGCCUUCGUCGGAUUCUACAUCAUUGUCUUCUCCUUCACGCGCGAAUUCCUGAUGCAGCGUUUCCUGCGGCCCCUAGCCAUCCGCUGCGGCAUCAAGUCACGCGCCAAGCAGGCACGCUUCAUGGAACAAGUCUACACCGCCAUCUACUUUGGAAUCUUUGGUCCUUUUGGUCUCUACGUCAUGUCGCGCACUCCGGUCUGGUAUUUCAACACCAGGGGAAUGUACGAGGGCUUCCCGCACAAGACGCACGAGGCUGUCUUCAAGGCCUACUACCUGCUCCAGGCUAGCUACUGGGCCCAGCAGGCCAUUGUCCUGCUUCUGAUGCUCGAGAAGCCGCGUAAGGACUUCAAGGAGCUCGUCAUGCACCAUAUCAUCACCAUCGCCCUCAUCUGGUGCAGCUACCGCUUCCACUUUACUUAUAUGGGUGUGGCUGUCUACAUUACUCACGAUAUCAGCGAUUUCUUCCUUGCCACGUCGAAAACCCUGAACUACCUUGAUUCCCCCAUCGUUGGCCCUUACUUUGGCUUCUUCAUCUUCGUCUGGACUUACCUCCGCCACUACAUCAACCUCCGCAUCCUCUGGUCCAUGGUCAAUGGCGAAUUCUCCUCCAUCGGUCCUUUCGAGCUGAACUGGGACACGCAGCAAUACAAGUGCUGGAUCUCGCAAUACAUCACAUUUGCACUGCUCGCCAGCCUGCAGGCCGUCAAUCUGUUCUGGCUGUUUUUGAUCCUGCGCAUUGCAUACCGCUUCGUCGCGAGCUGGGGAGAAGUCGUCAAGGAUGAGCGCAGCGAUUACGAGGAAAGCGAGAACGAACAGGAGGCGGCGGAGAAGAACGCCAAUGGCAAGGCUGUGGAAGCAGCUCCUCAGGUUCUCCUCAAUGGUGAGCCAGUCUCGCCGGUGGAGGAUAAGGCGACGACGACGGCGACGGCCGCCGCCGCCAAUGGAAAGCAGAGAAAGGGUAGGUAA